Adelges cooleyi (spruce gall adelgid) is the source of this 2343-nucleotide messenger RNA. RefSeq names its product DNA-binding protein D-ETS-3 (gene Ets65A). The record is from RefSeq and is a predicted model, not a curated record. Lineage: Eukaryota; Metazoa; Arthropoda; Insecta; Hemiptera; Adelgidae. The transcript is spliced from 10 exons. Gene Ontology annotation, biological process: cell differentiation; regulation of transcription by RNA polymerase II. Gene Ontology annotation, cellular component: nucleus. Gene Ontology annotation, molecular function: DNA-binding transcription factor activity, RNA polymerase II-specific; sequence-specific DNA binding. Bases 254 to 1471 code for a protein of 405 amino acids.
GGUAACGUGUGCGUUCGACGAGGCCCAUCCGCCGGAAUCGACUUCCGAAGUAGUGUGUCCGGCGAAAAACGGAACCGGCCCGGCCGUGUUUCCCCGAACCGGACGUUCUUUACCGCGAAACACUUGAUACGGUUCUUUUUAUUUUUCUCGACGUGACGACUUGACCGUUUCGAGAACAAUAAAAAUAAGAGGACUCAUUGGAGGACGUUCACCGAAAACGUUGUCGGGGUAAAUCAUUAUUUUGUCAAACUCAAUGAUGUACGACAGCACUUGCUCGUAUCAAAGCGCGUUAGACCUGAAAAGGGUGGCAAUGUCAUCGCCUCCUAACAUUAAAACCGAAAACGACUGUUUAUCUAGUACCACGCCCCAGUGGCCCUCGGUUGGAGUAGCAAGUUGUGCUUACAGGUUCGCGUGCAACUCCACUUUUGAACAGCUCAAACAGUCGGUGGAAAAGGCCAAAGCCGCGCUACAAGACCGUGGAAGUUAUCUGUCGUCGUGCGAUCUAGGUUCGUCUCCUUUUUGUCCUGCCACGCCGACCACCCGAACGCCAGUAUCUUCGCACCCGACCACCACGUCUCUUGACUUGUUUCAAGACGAACCCAACAACACCGACAAACGCAACAACUAUAUUGAUUCAUCCAGCAGCAGAUAUGAUAAAAAUUCUAGUCUAAUGCACUUGUCUUCUUCUACUUCUAACGGUUUGUCUACUGUAGGGAAAUCGUCAUACCUACCGUCAUCGAUAUCAGACACGUUUCGAAGUUCUUCAAAAUCAGAUACACAUUAUAAAGGAUCAUGGAACACACAUUCCACUGGACAAACACAAGAUCCCUAUCAAAUGUUUGGCGCAACUAGCAGCCGAUUAGCCAGUUCUGGUUCCGGUCAAAUACAAUUGUGGCAAUUUCUGUUAGAACUUUUGUCUGACAGCAGUAACGCGGCGUGCAUUACAUGGGAAGGUACAAACGGCGAGUUUAAGCUAACCGACCCUGACGAAGUGGCUCGCCGAUGGGGCGAACGCAAAUCCAAACCCAACAUGAACUAUGACAAACUCAGCCGAGCAUUAAGGUAUUACUACGACAAGAACAUCAUGACCAAAGUACACGGAAAGAGAUACGCUUACAAAUUUGACUUCCAAGGACUUGCAGCAGCCACACAACCGGCGACGGCAGAUCCGAGUGCGUACAAAUACCAAUCGGACUUGUUCAUGACGACUUAUCAUCAUCACCAUCAUCAUUCGCCCAAGUUAAACUUCAUGUCACCUCACGCACCCGGUAUCACGUCUACCGCAGGUAGUAUAUUCCCAUCGGCGUCGUCAUACUGGAGCAAUCCCGGCGCCAACUUGUACUCGAACAUAGCGGCCGCCUCGGCUACACACUCGAUGGGCCACCAUCAUCCGGCAGCGAGCCCGGCGGUCAACCACCACGGCGGCGUGGCACCGCACCUGGGCAGCUACUCGCACUAUGCGUCACCAUGACAGACGGACGUCCACUGGGCAGCUCGGUCGCUGUCCGCCGGCACCGUCCGACCCUCGUACAAACACAUGGAAUGAGGAGGGUGCCAACGCCAACAAUAAAAUAUCCAUUAUUAUUAAUAAUAAUCAUAGUCUGUGCAUUAUAAUUAUUACUUUGUCAAAAGGAAUUCCAAUAAUAAUACCUAGUCCGGUCUACGCUUAGGGCAUACGGACAUUAGUGGUAGUCGUAGAUUUUGUCACAUUUUUACCCAUAAAGUCAUAUUAUUGUAAAAAAUGUGCCCACUGAUGGACGUUGAAGACCGUAAGACAAUCAAUUCUAGUCGAAAUCCUAAACGAAAAUUUAGCUACUUAGUUUUCACGUUAAUGUAUUAUUAGAUAUUUUUGUAAAUAAGUCAUACGAGUACAUACCUACCAUUGUUUAUUUUUUAAGUAUAACAAACAAUUAUAAAAUACGUUCUACGUCGAAAAGUAUACAUAUAUUUUGUUUUUUUUUUCUUAAACAUAUAAUGUAAGACUUCAACGUUACAAUGUCCAGUACAAAGUCAUUUACCAAUAACUAAUAUUAUAACACAUUAUUGUGGGGCUUUUAUCCGCUCAUUAUUAGGUACUCUACAUAGAACGAGGAUACUUGAAAUAAUAUAUAUUCACAUAAUACACUCGCCCUUGUUCUAAAUACUAUGCUAGUCAUUUUGUGAUUAAAAUAUGUUAUAAAUCCGAUCUCGAUCCUUAGUGUGAACUUUGCGUUUACACUUAUUUUGUUGUUAAAAAAAAACAAUAUUAUACAAAUAUCUACAACACUGAACACUGUUUGUAUAAUAAUUAUUUUCGUUAGAUACUUGUGACAAUCUAACGUAGCUAGAAUAAUAAUAAUAAUA